Messenger RNA from Pyricularia grisea, 1024 nucleotides. RefSeq lists its product as uncharacterized. The transcript is spliced from 2 exons. Bases 353 to 874 code for a protein of 173 amino acids. NCBI's taxonomy places the organism in Eukaryota, Fungi, Ascomycota, Sordariomycetes, Magnaporthales, Pyriculariaceae. The record is from RefSeq and is a predicted model, not a curated record.
CAGAUUACCACGGAAAACAUUGACAACUGCCGACAUCGGUCACGGCAUCCGGGACAAUAUGCCGGCGGGAUAGAAGGACCCUAGCUUUGCAUCCCCGUCGAUAGUUGCAUCCCUUUCGGUCCAGACCUCUUGAUCGAUCAUUAGCCAAGUCCCUGCAUUUUGAGGACAGAUCCUCCAGAUGUUGUGUUGUUUGUUGUGAAUAGCUUCGCCCAACUGUGAGUCAGUACUGUAAUGUAGGCAAGGUAGGUACCUACCUCACCUUACCUUAGGUAGGUCAAGUCGCUUUGGUAAUCAUUGGUACCCACAGACACCACUAUUGGAAAAAAGAUAACCCACCAGCUCCAAAUCCUGUAUGUACCCUGUUCACUAUUAUCCUACUGUUAUCACUCAGAAAAUCAAGCAACGAUUCAACAGAUACUGGUACAACUAUUCGUAUCUUGACGAUACCAGGCUGCUUUUCCCCCAAGACCCCCCUCGCCCUUCCCGAGACGGAUGCAAAAUGUCACCAGUCAGCGCUGCCCCUCCCCCGCUUCCCAUGCACGUGUACAAAAUCCUGCCGACGGCUCCCCCGGCGCCGUUGCCGAGUCCGUACCCACUAUCGGAUCUGGACAAGAAGGAUGGUUUUGUUCACCUGAGCACCGCAUCGCAGAUCCCUAUAACCGCGGGAAUCUGGUUCAAAGACUUUAGCGAGCUUUGGAUCCUCAAGCUCAACCUCACCAGGUUUGAAAAGGAUAUAAACUGGGAUACGCCUGGGUGUCCGCAUUUGUAUGGGAAUUUUGGUGCCGAGGAGGUUGUUGAUAGUAGGAAGUUUGUGAGAAGCGAUGGGCAGGAAUGGCAGGAAGUUCUGGGCGGUUGCAGUGAUUGGUUUGUGUAAAAACCACAGCGUCUACUGUACGAGGCAGAGGCGUCUAUACAGGGAUCUUUCCGCUUGGUCUACCAUGUAAGACGAGUUUAGUUGCCUUUGAGCAUUUUCCACUUGAGCAAGUCAGGUACAAGGUAUUCUAGAUCUGAUCAUGAAGAGCGC